This is a messenger RNA of Penicillium psychrosexuale, 402 nucleotides long. RefSeq lists its product as uncharacterized. The record is from RefSeq and is a predicted model, not a curated record. Bases 1 to 402 code for a protein of 133 amino acids. Lineage: Eukaryota; Fungi; Ascomycota; Eurotiomycetes; Eurotiales; Aspergillaceae. The transcript has a single exon.
AUGAAAACCUGGGAGGAAAUCUACCAAGAGGAGUGCCUUAGUUUCAAAGCCAGUCUGGAGACCCAAGCUCGGAUUCUAAGAAACGAUCCGGAAAGUCAAGGAGUAGAUCGUAUCAAUGAUGUUCGCAAAGAGCUAAUCUCACUUUCGCACCAGGCAGAGCGAAUCAAAGAGGCUGCCUUUGAAAUGGUCGACGAGACCCCGGACAGUGUAUAUGUCCGCAAUGCCACUCCCGAGUGGCUCUCCUCCCGGUUUGGAGAUCCGCAGCUAGAACAGGUAUGUAUUAGCAUGGAAUACAGCUUGGACCGACUGGCAUUUGAGCUUAGAUCUGACCCGUCAAUGGACCUUAUGGUCGCCGGACACCUUGAGCAAAUGACCGACGAUAUUGAGAUGGACUUUCUUUAG